Daktulosphaira vitifoliae (grape phylloxera) is the source of this 2887-nucleotide messenger RNA. RefSeq names its product ETS translocation variant 4-like. Gene Ontology annotation, cellular component: nucleus. Gene Ontology annotation, biological process: cell differentiation; regulation of transcription by RNA polymerase II. The record is from RefSeq and is a predicted model, not a curated record. Bases 290 to 2599 code for a protein of 769 amino acids. Gene Ontology annotation, molecular function: sequence-specific DNA binding; DNA-binding transcription factor activity, RNA polymerase II-specific. The transcript is spliced from 10 exons. NCBI's taxonomy places the organism in Eukaryota, Metazoa, Arthropoda, Insecta, Hemiptera, Phylloxeridae.
UUUAGAAAAGAGGUUCGUACAGCGAUUUUUGAUAUUUUAAAUAAAUACCAAGUUAUUUGUGUGUGAUAUAUUUUUAUUUUGUUUUAUACGUGUUAUCUAUUUAAUUAUUUUGCUUAUAAAAGUGGUGAUAUGUAAUGUUUAAAAAACUGACAUAGUUUGAUGUUCUUAAAUACUUAUUAACGAGUGCGGUUAUCCGUGUUAUCACUAGAAUAUUUUUUCUGGAAUACCAACACAUUGUAGUUAGAUAAAGAGGCCAAAAAAUUCGUGAAAUAGUCCUCGGACAACAGUAAUGGACUCGGCGGUCGACGACCAGUAUUCAUACUACGACGACGCAUCCGACAGAGCUUUUUAUCCUGAACACCGUUAUCCACAUAGCGAUCAGUUAGAUAUGAAAAGUUGGCAGCAACAAAGUUUCAAACACCAGGAAAUUAUUUCUCAGCGCACUACUCCUCAAUCUCUUUUGGAGUUUCAGGACAGGAUUCGCUCAUUAAGCUCAAUAGAUGCUUCUUUAGGUGUGCAAAUUUCCAAUAAUUGUAUAAUCAAACAAGAACCAGGAAUAAAUCAAGACUCAAAUUCUGUAAUGACUAAUUCAUCAUCUCCGUCGGUAUUAAGAAAAGUACCAUCACUUAGUGACUUAUCAUCUCAAUCUUCAGACAAUGAUUAUUCAACUGAUAUGGAUCAAGUUUCUGCUCAUUUAUUAUCAUCAUCAUCAUCGUCGACGGUCGCUGGGACUCAUCCGAACAAUAACAGUAAUCAACAGCAACUAGUACCGCCCGUUCCUCUUACUCCAGGAGUCCCUUUAACUCCCCUGACACCAGGCACAAACAGGACCAUGACCGAGGCUUUACAGGCUACUUUCGCUCAAUGGGAACGCGAGCGAAAUCGUCUUCGGGUGCCUAAAGAUCCUCGUCAGUGGACUGCUGCGCACACUGCUCAAUGGUUUCGGUGGGCUUAUCGUGAAUUCGCCGUGUCCGACGAACCUUUGACACCUUUGUUGAGAAGGCUCGGAGGAUCGUUUUUUGCUAUGCCUCCGCAAAAAGCCCGUCUGGGGCAGCAACAGCGUAGCCAACAACGAAUUCGACAGAGACCCAGACGUCGGCUCAGGAGCAACAGCAGUGUGUACACCAGCGAUAGUGAAAAUGAAGACGCUACAUCAGCUUCAACCGAAGACAUUAAACAAGAAGAAAUGGGCGACGAUGAUGUGCUCGUGGAUGAUCUCAAGAAAAAAACUCAGUUGUAUUGCAAGUUGGGCGAAGAGCUGUUGGCAAUGGGCCGUGAACGUUUUGUGUCCGAGGCACCGCCGUACCUCGGCGAUAUUUUAUGGGAACAUUUAGAACAAAUGACCAGGGAAGUCGACCGACCUACGACAACUGCCAGUUUCGUCAAUCCCGGAGCGCAAGGCGUACCGGCAAAUGGAGUUUAUGGAGACUUCUCUGCCAUCAAACCCGAAGGAGGUUACCCGCCAUAUACCGAGAGGAUUCGACUUCAACAACCCCCCGGCAGGAGAGGCGUCCGAAACCAACAGAACCGCGUCAAUCUGUACAGAUGCGGUAGUCAGAAUGUCACCGCACCACAACAAGCGACCACUCCACCAGCGGCAGCUGUGGCCAACCGAGGAUCCGCAACUCCUGAGGACAUCCGAAUGGUUUCUGAAAAUCCUUGUACUAUAGACCCUAGCGCAUCGCCCGCGUCUACAGAUCUCUAUAGUCAACAGUCAGCACCACAACUUAUGCAGAAUCACAGAUAUCAACAACAGCAGAGGGAUCAAUAUCAACAUAGGGCUCAUCAACAACAACAACAGCAGCAGCGAUACACAAUGGAUAGUUUUCAUGGAGAUUCAUACUCGAGUAGUAGUCCUUACCAUAUGGAUCCUGCUGUUGGAGCUUCUCCAUAUUUAGCUGCUCCUCCACAAACUGUUCCCAAUGGUAAUUCUCAAAAUACUGUAAUGGUAGACCAUUGGGCUGUUGCAGCAGCUGCUGCUGCUGCAAAUGGACCUGCAGAUUCCUCAAAUACAGUUCAUUUGCAACAUUUCAUGCAACAACAAUACCUCCAAUAUAAUAAUAAUCACCAAAUUCAUUACAAUAAUCAACCACAUCAGCAAACACAACAACAACAGCAUCAAAAUCACAUCUUAAGUAUGGGAACGAACAAUGGAAAUUUAAUGCAGCAGGAUAUAAAACCUCAAGUCGGCCAAACCUCAGGUCCACUGAUUACUAAUGGAUACACUCCAAGCGGAGGACCAUGUUUUACUGGAAGUGGACCUAUCCAAUUAUGGCAAUUCCUUUUAGAACUGUUAACAGAUAGACAAUGUCGGGCCUUUAUUUCAUGGACCGGUGGUGAUGACUGGGAAUUUAAAUUAACUGAUCCUGAUGAAGUUGCACGUCGUUGGGGUGUACGUAAAAAUAAACCAAAAAUGAAUUAUGAAAAACUUAGUAGAGGUUUACGCUACUAUUAUGAUAAGAAUAUCAUACAUAAGACUGCUGGAAAAAGAUAUGUUUACAAAUUUGUAUGUGAUCUUGAAUCUUUGUUAGGGUAUAGUGCUCGGCAAUUACAUGCUCUCGUUGAACCAGAAUGUGGCACUAAAGAUCAUGAUGAAUAACAAAUCAACACCACCAGUAUAUACGAAAUUGUGCAUAAAUUUUCUAUAUAUCAUUAAUGAUAUGAAGACUGAGCCCUGUCCAACAAUCUUAACUUUUAAAGUUAUUAUAUUUAUUAUUUCUACAAAAAUUGAGACAGUAAUCUAAAGUUCUCGUGAUAGUUGCUGUGUAUACCAAUUUAUUAUUUUAUUUAUAGUUUAUACAAUUUCUAUGUAAAUAUACAUUUUAUAUUGAAUGAUUACGUUGAGAGCUUAUUGUACAAAAAAUACCGAAUUUUUAUAUUAAUAAUG